AUGGCUGCAUCCAUCUGCAUUUCACCCUUGACUUCGGUCUCCCAGCAAGCCGACUCCGAAGCAGGGUGGAUCGAUGAUCCAUCACACAUGUCAAAUCAGCAUGGUGCUUCCAACAUCAACAUGACAUCACGACUUCAACAUUCAGAUUGUGUUGACGAUUGA
Plenodomus lingam JN3 is the source of this 162-nucleotide messenger RNA. The record is from RefSeq and is a predicted model, not a curated record. NCBI's taxonomy places the organism in Eukaryota, Fungi, Ascomycota, Dothideomycetes, Pleosporales, Leptosphaeriaceae.